AUGGUCUCUCCUUAUUUAGAAGACUUACUCUCGAAGAAGAGCUCCGUUAGAGAAAGAGCCCUGGAGAUAUUGGUUGAGGAAUUCGAGACCCAUGUGCGUUACGAAUUGGCAGAGAAUCAUUUUUUCACUAUGGUAUAUCAAUGUAAAAAUUGCUUGAAACGGGGUUCUGCUCUGGAGAUCGAUUUAGCUUUACAUCUAAUAGCGUUAGUUGUCCUUACCCUUGGUGCGGGUGAUAAUGCACAUGAGGUUUAUGAAGAUUCACUUGUGUUUCUUCCUCGACUACUGAUCAAGUCCAAAUUAUCUCUUGCGAUCAACGUGAUAGAGUGUCUGUCUAUUGUCACUAUCGUUGCUGCCAGAGACUUUGCAGAGACCGAAAUAUCAAUGGAAAUUAUAUGGAAAUUCAUGAAUCAAGAAAGCAAACUUCCAUCUUCUGUGAUUGCUGCAGCAAUAUCAAACUGGGCUCUCCUCCUUUCAGCCACUGAUCGAUGGAGCAUUAGCCACCAAUUGUGGAAAGGGUUGAUCCCUUACCUUCUAAAACAACUAGAGGAAGAUGAUGAUGAACAUGUUAUUGUUGCUAGCAUUGAAGCACUUGCUUUAAUCUUUGAAAAUGGAAGUCUUCAGAAAUUUUCAUUUCUGAAAGGAAAAUACUCGAGUACAAAGUCUAUGAAAGAUGGCAUAAUGGAGCAGCUAAAGAGAGUGUGCAAUGGCACCAAACAGAAUACUUCAAAAAUUCUGGAGGAUGAUUACGAUAAGACAAGCACUCUCACUUUAGGCAGAUCAAGAAUCACAAUUAGCACCUGGUCACAGCUGAAACAGGUAAAUUACAUAAGAAGAUUUUUAGGCUACGGUUUCACAAAUCACAUGAUGGAAAACGAACAUCUCCAAAAUGUUUUUCGCUUUGCACCAGCAACGACGGAAUGUAGUGUUGAUAGUGAUGAUUUUGAACUGAACAAACCAGAAUUUGAAAAGGUGUGUUUUCGAGUUUUUAUACCUGAAGUAAGAAGUAGGAAAUGCGCAAAGAGGAUUCACAUGUCACCAAGUUCUCUGCUGAACAAGGGAAAGACUAAGUUGCGAAACAAGUACAGAAGUUUUGCAGAGGAGACCAAGGCUGGGUACAUUGUUGAUGAAGAGCUUGACUAA
Messenger RNA from Solanum dulcamara, 1140 nucleotides. RefSeq lists its product as uncharacterized. Bases 1 to 1140 code for a protein of 379 amino acids. The transcript has a single exon. The record is from RefSeq and is a predicted model, not a curated record. Lineage: Eukaryota; Viridiplantae; Streptophyta; Magnoliopsida; Solanales; Solanaceae.